CCAAGGACGCCACAGCGAGGUCCCCAGGGAGUGACGUUGUCCCCAGUUGUCACGGUGCGGAUGGCAGAGUCUCCCGUGCCAGGUGACCGUGAUUGGGCCCCGAUGUCAUUCCCAGCCAGAGGAGCUGUGGGAUCUCUAAUCCGCCUUAACCCCAUCUCCUCCAUCGGCGCUGGAUUUCCAGCAUCAAACCCCGGGCACUAAUCCGAGUCCCGUGUUGUCACCCUGUCUCGGCACAUGACAUUGUCCCUCCUCUGCAGAGCUGGGCCCCCCGGCUCCAUCUUGCCUUGGAUUCUCCAGCUCCUCCCCGGCCGCUGUUUGCCCCCUGGCACCCUGGAAAAAGGAAUGCUGAGGUCCCGGCUUUGCUUUCUGCAGGCUGGUGGCACUUGGAGGGGGUGCAGGAGUGACCCUGCUCUCCAUGAGCUGACACUUCCUGCACCAGGAUUAGAUGAGAUCCAAAUUUGGGUGCCCACCCCACCCUGUCCCGCUCUGGUGAGAGGGUUGAACCUUCCUCCAGGCACCCUCGGCUGCGCUGCCCACCAUCCCCUCUCCGCUCUCCCAGGUUCCUCCCAGCUCCAUUUCCCGGCUGCCCUACGUGGAGCUGCGGCUCUCCAGCCAUCCCGAGGGUCACGUUCUCCCUGUUUACCCAGCGCCCGUGCUGGUUCCAGCCUGACUUGGCGGAGAGGGAGCAGCAGCCGCAGAGCCCAGACGUGCCGAGUCAGCGCCGCUUCCCAGCGGAGGAGCUGCUGUCGUUCCCCACCGCCUCUCUCCCCAUCCAUCGAUUUUUCUUUCGCUCUUUCACCCCGCUCACCCUCCCCGGCGCCGCGGCGUAAAUGCAGUGACAGACCCGGCGAGGCCAAAGAGCCCGGCCACGGCACCGCCAAUCCCUUCCUCCAUGGAAUGAUGCUGGCACCUCACUCCUGUCACGCUCUCCCUCCUUCCCAGCCCCUCCAGGCAUCUUUUCCCCCCCUUUCAUCAGGAUUUUGGCACCCUCCCUGCCCGGACCGGUGGAGGACAGCGCGGGUAUCCACGCCUGCCGGGCUCCCUGGAGCCUUUCUCCCCACAGCCCUGUGCGCCCAUCCCGGCACCGCCACCCCGCAGGAGCCGGCGGGGAGAGCCGGGGUCCCCUGGCCGCCGGGGGUCCGCGGGGCGCCGCCGGCUCCUGCCGGUUCCCUGCCUGACGCUGUGUUCUCCUCUCUCUUUCUCUCUCUCUCCCGCUGCCGGCGGGGCCGCCCGGGCAGGGAAGGCCGGAUGGUGGUGCUAUCCCUGGUUCUGGGACUCUCAGAGCAAGAUGACUUUGCCAAUAUUCCCGACCUGCAACCCGCUGGGACGCAGCCGAACCAGGCGAACGCUCAGGGGGACAAGAGGUUGCCGGCCGCUGGGAAGGCUGGGAACGCGGCACCGGCACCGGGGCAGCCGCCGCACGAUGAGUCCGACCGCAAGACGGAGCCGCACUCCUCCGUCUCCGACCUGGCCAACUCCCUGACCAGCGAGAUGCUCAUGCUCUCCCCGGGCUCCGAGGAUGACGAGGGCCACGAGGGCGUCAGCCGGGAGAACCUGGGCCGCAUCCAGUUCAGCGUCGGCUACAACUUCCAGGAGUCCACCCUGACCGUGAAGAUCAUGAAGGCGCAGGAGCUGCCGGCCAAGGACUUCAGCGGCACCAGCGACCCCUUCGUCAAGAUCUACCUGCUCCCCGACAAGAAGCACAAGCUGGAGACCAAGGUCAAGAGGAAGAACCUCAACCCGCACUGGAACGAGACCUUCCUCUUCGAAGGGUUCCCCUACGAGAAGGUGGUGCAGCGGGUGCUGUACCUCCAGGUCCUGGACUACGACCGCUUCAGCCGCAAUGAUCCCAUUGGAGAGGUGUCCAUCCCGCUCAACAAGGUGGACCUGACCCAGAUGCAGACCUUCUGGAAGGACCUGAAGCCCUGCAGUGAUGGCAGUGGAAGCCGUGGGGAGCUGCUGCUGUCGCUGUGCUACAAUCCCUCAGCCAAUUCCAUCGUGGUGAACAUCAUCAAGGCAAGGAACCUCAAAGCCAUGGACAUCGGGGGCACCUCAGAUCCCUACGUGAAGGUGUGGCUGAUGUACAAGGACAAGCGGGUGGAGAAGAAGAAGACGGUGGUGAUGAAGAGGUGCCUGAACCCCGUCUUCAACGAGUCCUUCGCCUUCGACAUCCCCACGGAGCGGCUGCGCGAGACCACCAUCGUCAUCACCGUCAUGGACAAGGACAGGCUGAGCCGCAAUGACGUCAUCGGCAAGAUUUACCUGUCCUGGAAGAGCGGUCCCGGCGAGGUGAAGCACUGGAAGGACAUGAUCGCCCGCCCGCGGCAGGCGGUGGCACAGUGGCACCAGCUGAAGGCCUGAGCGCCCCCGCACCGCGGGCUCGGGGUCCCCCUUGCCAGCCCCCGGCCCCUUCCCGCGGCGCUCCCGGCCCGGGACCGGCGGGACAGCGGCCUGGCCGGCGGGAGCCCCGCGGGAGGACGGGGACGGAGCCCCCCGAGCCCCCCGGUUCGCCUCUCCCUGGGGCGCGGGGGUGCGGAGCCGCCCCCAGCCCCGGCCGAGGAGGUGCCAGAAGCGAUGUCCCCCCAUCCCUAUUCCCACCACCGGGCAGGACUUCUGCCAGUGCUUCCAGCCCCGCUCCCGGAGCCCCUCGGCCCCUCCCCGGCCUCGCCCCCCGUCUCCCAUUUCAGGGGGUCAGGCUGCGGGUGCCAGAGGGACCCCCCUCCCUCCCCUUUCAGCUCCAUGAAACCUCUCGGAGCCGCCAGCGGAGCCACGGAGCCCCCCUGCCCCAGCUCGUCCCCCCGCGCCCCCACACCGAGGGGAGGGGACAGCCCCUUUUCCUGGGAUCGGAAGCCAUGACUCAGUUCCUUAUCCAAAGCGGGCUCCUUCGUGCACUGCCUUCAGCCGGGUUCGAUGCUUUACCUCCGUCUCGGGUUUCGGCGGGAGCGGGGGGGCCCCAAGCCGCCCUGGGGACCCCGGUCCUGCCCUCCCGCCCAGCCCGGGCUGGAAGGGGCCCCUCGGGGGAAUGCAGAGCUCCACAGGGUCCCCUUCCAGCCGGGCUGAUCCGGGCGCCGGGGCUGCCCCGGGAGCUCCGUGCCCACCCCUGGGGAUAAAGGGUGGAGCGAGCGCUGGUGUCCCCAUCGAGGGCAGGUGACAUUCCCCGGGCUGGUGGCAUUCCUUGGGACAGCCAGCCUGGCAGGAUCAGUGCCAGCAGCAGCAUCCCCGCGGAGCCCUGGGAUGCACACGCCAGACCCCUUCCCACUCCACUCCCUGGGACCCCCAAAAACAGGGACAGACCCACCUGGGAGCCCCACAGCGGUGACAAGGGGGUCGGUGGUGGCUCUCCGUGGCAGACACCAGAUCAUCCUCAGUCUUCCUGCUCCCCCCGUGGCAACCUUGGCUCCCAGCAGCUCCCACAGCCCCAAUUUAGACGAUUUUGGACAAUCUGGAGAGAAGUCAUAAUACUGCUAUUACAGUAAUAACAACGCUUUUAGGGACAUUUGUAUUUUUGUCAUAUUCUCUCUUUUUUUAACAUAAAAGAGACUUACAUGCCUGGGGAAGAGGUGGCAGGGCCAGGGCUGUGCCAAGCCGGGUGCCCCCCACGGCCCCUCAGGCACCCCGCUUUUCCAGGCUGGAUUCCUCGUCCGCGGUCGGGCUCCCCGGGGGUUUGUGUGUUCAUUUUUAACUCUAGAGCUCGUAGCCGUGAUCUUGUUCAGGUUCUCUCUUCUUCAUGUGACGGUAACAUCCAACUGGUGUGUAAAAUAAAGAAAAACAGGACAAAAAAAAAAAAAAAUUAAAAAAAAUGAAAAAAAAAGAUAAAAAAUCCAAUAAAGAGCCCGGCCCGGCCUGGCUGGGGAGCGGCUGGAGCGGGGGGUGCCCGGCUGGCGAUGCCAAGGAUGGGGCGCACGGGUCGGGGCGCCUCCUUUGAAGAAUCCUAUUUUUGGGGAGUGGGGCCCCUCGUUUUCUGGAGGCAGCCCCUGCUCUCAGUAAUAAAGGACAGUCAGUAACUGCCA
Melozone crissalis (California towhee) is the source of this 4010-nucleotide messenger RNA. RefSeq names its product synaptotagmin 7 (gene SYT7). Gene Ontology annotation, cellular component: synaptic vesicle; axon; synapse. Gene Ontology annotation, biological process: vesicle fusion; cellular response to calcium ion; regulation of dopamine secretion. The record is from RefSeq and is a predicted model, not a curated record. NCBI's taxonomy places the organism in Eukaryota, Metazoa, Chordata, Aves, Passeriformes, Passerellidae. The transcript is spliced from 7 exons. Gene Ontology annotation, molecular function: calcium ion binding; SNARE binding; clathrin binding. Bases 235 to 2361 code for a protein of 708 amino acids.